AUGUUACGAUUCGUACAACAAUCGCAUGUUCUUAAGACGAGAGUGUCGAACCAGUUUGUUUCGGCAAGCGCAAGGUCGCCAUUUCACCAUUCGCUACGGCUGAAUUCAUCCGUGGCGAUGGAACGUACGCCCUCGCAAGAGGCUGCUGCCGCUGCUGCUGCUGCUGCCGCUCCACCACAAGUUGCCAAAGCGGUUGGUAAAGUACGCGCGAUGCGCAAGAAUAUUAAGAUCGAUAAACCGCUUUCAGCUACACCCGAUUCACCAUGGUUUCACAAAGUAUGCGCGUUUGAGGACUGUGUCGCUCAAACGCUGUACAUGUCUCAAACGCCUCGCAGACGUAAUAACAAUCACAAUGGGGGUAAUUCGAAGCGGAACCAGCAACAGUCUAUGGCCGUUGCCAACACGAAUCCACUUUUCUGGGAUUCGAUAGGCCGUGCCAUGGGGCUGUAUCGGGAACUUUUGGGUACGCCCGAGCUCAAUAGCGACAGGGUAUCGAAGCUUGUACACCUUUUGCACAACGGACUUCGCGCCAAUCGUAACCAGCUCACUCGGAUGAACAAAAAACCCGAUUACGAUUCUCAGUCUUUCCACAAAGAAAUGACCAACUAUCUAUGUGAAUCUUUACGUGAGAUAUCGCAAGACGUUUUAUCCAGUAAGGUGGAGCUCAAUGAGUAUGGUGCCAUGCAUUUGAUAACAGCUUUCAAAGAAUUAUUACUAUUAGAAGAAGCUGUUAGUAUUUGGCGUUCUGCUAUCAAUGGCGCCAAUAGCUACACCGCCAAUAUAUUCCUAAACCCAAGAGUUGUGGGUGUUGUGUUACCUAUUCUUUAUGACAAUGGCGUAACCUACGCAGAAAUUCAAGAACUCUACGAAAAAUCCUCAGCCAUGAUAAACUAUUUCCAUCCUAACCUGUCGGUAGGUAUGAUUCGCGCUUCUCUAAGUGCGGGUGAAAAUGAAAUGGCUUUGACACUUUUCCAAAAGCUUUGCGAAGAGUCCAGUGAAAUGAAAUACGGUUAUUUGAUAGAAACACAUCUUUCAUUCAUCGGUGAAUGUAAGGACUUAAGCAUUUCGCAAGCAUUCUUCGACAAAGCUUUGAACAAUGAAAUGCCUUACAAGAUUGAUUUGCAAGUGUCCUACGUCAAAUCUUUCUUGAGAAACAUUUGGUCUCAAACACGCGACUUUCAAAAAGUUUACGACAUCUGGUACAAGUCAUCAGUACACUAUGGUCGCGAUGUAAAUCACGGUAUUUCUUCUUCAUUGAACGACACAUUUUUCGACAUCUUUUUCGAACAUUAUUCUCAAGAUAAAAUUACCGGGUUGCAGCAGUUGCAAGAGAUGAUCUCUACUUACAACAACAUCAAACCAAUUGACGAGCCUUUCUUUAACAUCAUUUUGGCCAAGUGUACAGUUUGGAGAGACCGCCAAAUCAUCGAGUCCAUUGAUAAGGCUUACGAUCUUUACCAAACCCCACGCACAAUAGUAGCUUACCGGAUUCUGUUGAAGUCCAUGGGUUCCGUACAUGUCACCAACGAAGAGAUCUUUCAACGUUGGUGUAACCUGGUGUCCAAGUCAGAUGAGAUUGGUCAAUCUUUCAUUGCCAAUGCUGACUGGGCGGCCUUGAGAGAUGCGACGGUAACAUGGACCCAAAAAUACAAUUCUCAGCCGGAAGAACUUUAUGCGAGUGACGGCUUCAAUGCCGCUAUGCAAGCAGCCAACGCAUCCGGCGCUUUUGACGAUAUUCCUCAGCAAACACCUCAACAACAGCAACAGCAACAUGCCGACAGGCUAGAGCUUUAUAUGAAAAUUGUCAAGCGCUACAGUCCCUUCUGUCGCGACUCUAGACAGCUUUCACGCUUAACCUCUGGCACGGCAGUGAAAUACCCAGUGCUGCAGCAAGCCUUGUCCAAAUUUAACGAUUUGGACGUCAACGACGUCUAUAUUCCUCAGUUUCACAAUUUGAGGUCCCAGCAUUAG
Messenger RNA from Lachancea nothofagi CBS 11611, 1971 nucleotides. NCBI's taxonomy places the organism in Eukaryota, Fungi, Ascomycota, Saccharomycetes, Saccharomycetales, Saccharomycetaceae. The record is from the annotation of a GenBank genome assembly.